Messenger RNA from Elaeis guineensis (African oil palm), 1568 nucleotides. RefSeq names its product RING-H2 finger protein ATL67. The record is from RefSeq and is a predicted model, not a curated record. Lineage: Eukaryota; Viridiplantae; Streptophyta; Magnoliopsida; Arecales; Arecaceae.
UUGAUCAUCUUCUUUAAGGUCCCCCUGGACCUCGAGUCAUUAGCGGCGAAGGUGGAUUGGUAAAGAGUUGGAGGCGGGCCCUUGCCAUUUCCUUCUCUAAUUCUCUCUGUCCCUCCCUCCUCCUCUUCCGCUUCUUUCUGUCGGAUUCUUAGCUUUUGAUUCCAUGAAGGCGAGAGAGCAAAAGCUUUUUGGCUUCUCUUCUUCGGAUACUCUUCUCCUCUUCCCGGUGUGAUCGCCUCCGAUAGCCUGGGACUUGUUUCCUUUCCGGCAAGAGAUCGAGGGAGAGAUGAUGGGAGCCUGCGGAGAGGGAAUUGGAGGGAUUUGAGGCGGAGAUUUUGGUUCUCUUUUUCUUGUUAAUUUGUAAUUCGAAGAUUUCUUUCUUUUUCUUUGGGGGCAACAAGAAAAGAAGAGGGGGGGGAGAGAGAGGAGCCAUGAUGUCGACGGGGCUUAAUCUGGUGAUGACGGUGAUCGGGUUCGCGGUGAGCACUAUGUUCAUAGUGUUCGUGUGCACCAGGCUCAUCUGCGCCAGAAUCCAGCUACGGGCCUCCAGGAGGGCAUUCUCCACCGCUUCCAGAUCCGAUCUCAGCGUCUUGGAACGUGGGAUCCAUGGAUUGGAGCCAGUAGUAGUAGCAAGCUUUCCAACAAAGAAGUUUGGUGAUCAGUACUUUUCAUCUGGACAGGAUAUUCAGUGCACAGUCUGUCUGGCAGAUUACCAAGAAAAAGAUGUAUUGCGCAUUCUUCCAUACUGUGGACACACGUUCCACAUUGCAUGCAUAGAUAUAUGGUUAAAACAACAUUCAACGUGCCCUGUGUGUAGAAUUUCAUUACGAGAUUCACCGGAUAGGAAACGUGCAAUGCAGCCUGUCUACAGUGCAGCCAUUAGGUCCUAUCAUCCAGAAACUCUUCAGUCAGACCCAUGUCACCACCGAUAUGCAGGCCAUGGCUGUUCCGCUAGGACAUCGGAGAACCAGAGAAUGGACUCCACCCGGACAGAUCACUUCGGUUCUGAGCCAUCGGGAACCUUUGGUGCAAUUUCGACAUUGCCGGAGGUCAACUGCUCCAUUAAAAAUGCUUGCCACCAUGAAACAGAGGGAAAGCACAUCGAGAGUCCAUCAUAUUCUUAGCAUUUCAAGUAUAGAAAUAUAAUUCAAGGUAUUUGGGAUUGCUCUCCACGGCAAUCUAAUUUGAAAACGGGGUCUUUUUAGAAACUAACAUCGAUUACACCAAACUAUUUACUUGGAGCUGAUUGUUCCUUUUCUUUGGGUCUUGAUGUACAUAUGAUGAUUUUCAAGUGGUGGAAUCAGCUCGGCACAAUCUUUUCUUUUGUUCAGCUAUAGCAGGAGAAUCCAGGAUUUGAUUUUUCUGGCGAUGCCUUGUUUUUGAUGUUGCAGCAUUUCUUUUGGUACAUUAUUUGAAAGUCUUCUGUUUCCAGUGAUAGGAACUGCUAGAUUCUUUUCGUCUUUGAAAUAUGAUUGCAAAUCUGUAUCUUAAUUCCUUCAAUAUUCCACUGAGACGAGGGCUGAGGUUGCAACUUUAAUCAUUUUGAACGUGUAACUUUUCUUAGGUCA